This is a messenger RNA of Actinia tenebrosa (Australian red waratah sea anemone), 2028 nucleotides long. RefSeq names its product general transcription factor IIH subunit 1. Gene Ontology annotation, biological process: nucleotide-excision repair; DNA-templated transcription. The record is from RefSeq and is a predicted model, not a curated record. Gene Ontology annotation, cellular component: transcription factor TFIIH core complex. NCBI's taxonomy places the organism in Eukaryota, Metazoa, Cnidaria, Anthozoa, Actiniaria, Actiniidae.
CCAAGAUGGUGGCCGACAAUGAAGACUCGAGGUUGUUGGAAGUAAUCAAUACGAAAUACAAGAAAAAACCCGGAACUCUACGCCUUCUCACUAACACAUUAACAUGGACUCUUCAUGGAAGCAACGCAGCCAAAAUAGACUGCAAAUAUUCGGAGAUCAAAGUUCAAAGAAUAAGUCCUGACGGCAGUUCCAAGGUUCAGCUUCAGAUUGUUUUACAUGAUGGUAGCUCCUAUAGCUUUCAUUUUACCAACACUUCUGAGCCAAAAGCAAGACAGGAACGAGAUGAAGUCAAGGAAUUACUGGCUCAGUUGAUACCGGCACACCGUAUGAAAGCAACCAAGGAAUUAGAGGAGAAAAACAAGAUACUAAAAGAAAAUCCAGACAUAUACCAGCUAUAUAAAGAUCUUGUUGUCAGUGGUGUCAUAACAUCUGAAGAAUUUUGGGCCAACAGAGGAAAGGUAGUUAGAUCUCUUAAAGAGGAUGAUAGUGAUAUUCAAUCAGUUGGAUUGUCUUCAAAUCUAUUGGGGGAUGUCCAGCCAGAGAGCUCAGGAUGUAAUGAAGUUAAAUACAACUUGAAUGCUGACACUAUUGAGUCAAUAUUCAAAACCUAUCCGGCAGUUAAAAAGAGACAUGCAGAAUCUGUUCCUGAUAAGAUGACAGAAAAAGAAUUCUGGACAAAGUUUUUUCAGUCUCAUUAUUUUCAUCGUGAUAGAUCUGCAAGUGCUAAGCAAAUGGGUACUGACAUGUUUACACAAUGUGCCAUUCAAGAUGAACAAGAACAACUUGCUAGUAAAUUGUCUGAGUUCAAAGACCCAAUCCUGGAUCUUGCAGAAGCAUCGCCUUUACCAGAUGAGGGUUAUGGUAUUGUAGCAGGAGACCUUCCAGAACAGGCUGCCAAAGACUUGUCAUCUGGACAGUCAUUGUUUCGCCGACUUAACCACCAUAGUUUAAUGGUCUUACAGACAUUACAGUCAGCAACGAAUACAAAAGUACCUGAAGCAGAACAAAAUGGAGAAGUCAAAUCAAGUAAAGAACCUCCGACUAAAAAGAGUCGAUUACGCGAGAUAUUGGAGUACGAGGAUCUUCAGGAGAGAGAGGCAGAAAAAUUACAAAGUCUAAAGAUUCCUAGUACGAACACGUAUGGCGUGGGGCAUACUGUAGAUAAUGUUGAGAAUGGAUUUUCGAUUCAUUCGAAUGAAAGUACUAUAGACGACCAAACAGCACUACAAUAUUGUAAAUAUGAAACAGAAAACUGGGUUCCACGUUUAACUCAGGUUCUUUCAAGUGACCAGGCUUGUCACGUCCUCACAGAAAUGUCACCUGGAGGUUCUUUGAUGGAAAGCACCUCAGAUAUCAACAUGCAACAUAUGGUGUCUAGUUCCGUCGAGAAGGAAAUCAAGGAUCAAUACAAUGCUCUAGCGGAACUACUUAGACAUUUUUGGUCGUGUUUUCCGACGAAAACUCCUUCGCUAGAAGAAAAGCUCGUGCGAAUGGGUAAAAGUCUUGAAAAGUAUCGUGAUAACAAUCUGGUGCACCUGAAAUCUAAACUGCCCCAAGAAGAGUCUCACCUGACAAACCACCUUGAUCAAAUGAUAGAAGCCGCCACCACGAAAUUCAGAACCUGGGAAUCCAAAAGAUCAAAUCCAAGAAGCUUAACCAGCUGACAGUGCUCCAAGGUCAGCGGUCAUGCGAUGAAACUUUCCGUUACCAUGUUUUUCAUGUACAAAAACAGGUUCAGCAAGUUGUUUUUCUAUUUUUUUCCCAGUCUUAUAAUUUAGUUUCGUCCUUAAAAAUUCCUACAGUCUAAGCUCAAGUAAUAAGAAAUUUGUAAUUUACUACUGAGCCCGCGUUUCUUGAUGGUCUGCGAGUAUUUUUCAACCGCUGAUCGCCAAGUCUGACAUUCGGAGUAGCAGUUUAGUUAUUUUCUAUUUCUUACCGCGGUACGGUAUCCUGGAUACCGGGAUAAGUGCGAUUGCUAAAAACCAACAAAACAGAAAAACAAUAUGAAAGGCAAAUGAAAAAAAUGAA